UCUCCUUUCCUCUUACGCUAAUGUCGCUCUCUUUUUUGCGCAUGCUCAUAACGACUGCGCGCGCAGCUAUUGCUUUUCACACCAGUACCGUACCGAUGGACGGUUUAGGCACGAUUACGUGGGACGAGUUUCUUGAGAAUGCCGAAAGUUUCGUACAGAUGUCGAAUGAGUUAUCAGAUGGAUGGGAACUGCGAGGAUAUGAUUUACAGGACAUUCCUGGAGAAGCAUACAUCGUCCGACAGAGAAAGCAAUUUACUUCCGCCCUUGACUGCAAAGCAUCGGAAAAUAAUGAGUUUACCGAUUUGAACUUCGUGUUAGGUGAAGACCCAUUUGAAGCCACUUCUCCAAUCGAGAAACCAUUGGUCACAGAACAUCAUGUAUUGUGGUCGAUGAGCUACAGCGUUCCAGUGCUUUAUUUUAAUGGCUGGAAAUCAGAUUUCCCUGGAAUUAAUCUAAUAUCUAUGGAAGAGGCGCAGUCACUUAUUACCGGAGCAGAAUUGAAGUAUACAGAAUUGUCACAAGCAAUGCAUCCCAUAUUGAGCACACCAUUUUUAUAUCUGCAUCCUUGUAUGUCUCAGGAACUCCUAAAAAUUACAAGUAAAAGUAAAAAUAAGUUAGUCAGUUGGUUAAGUACCGUCGCUCCUGCUGCCCUUGGUCUUAAAUUACGAUCCGAGUAUUGUAAAUUAACCUUAUAACGUAUUAAUCUGUAUAUUAUAAGACUGAAUAUUAUAAAUGUGAUAAUAAAAUGAUAUAAUUUUUUGAAGAA
This is a messenger RNA of Megachile rotundata (alfalfa leafcutting bee), 766 nucleotides long. It is a transcript of the gene Atg10, whose product is annotated as Autophagy-related 10. Gene Ontology annotation, biological process: protein lipidation; protein modification by small protein conjugation; autophagy of mitochondrion. Gene Ontology annotation, molecular function: Atg12 conjugating enzyme activity. Lineage: Eukaryota; Metazoa; Arthropoda; Insecta; Hymenoptera; Megachilidae. Gene Ontology annotation, cellular component: cytosol. The record is from RefSeq and is a predicted model, not a curated record.